Oryza brachyantha (malo sina) is the source of this 1322-nucleotide messenger RNA. RefSeq names its product probable ribose-5-phosphate isomerase 4, chloroplastic. The record is from RefSeq and is a predicted model, not a curated record. The coding region runs from base 99 to 989 and encodes 296 amino acids. Lineage: Eukaryota; Viridiplantae; Streptophyta; Magnoliopsida; Poales; Poaceae. Gene Ontology annotation, molecular function: ribose-5-phosphate isomerase activity. The transcript has 9 exons. Gene Ontology annotation, biological process: pentose-phosphate shunt, non-oxidative branch.
AAGGCUGGUGUUGCACCUGUUUCGCGCAUCCCUUAUCCAUUGCGCCAUCCGUGAAUGUAACUGUCGAGCUCACUCUGCAGCAAACUGAGGCACCAAGCAUGGACGCCAUUGCCGGGGCAAGCGUGAGCUCUUCGGCACGGCUCCCACGCCUCCGCCGCAUCGGCAACGUCGCACCGGCCACCGUGCGCCGCCGUAGCCGGAGGCGUGCUGUGGCCCGCUCGUCGGCCGCCGCGGACGCCGAUGUCGUCGGCCUCUUCGACGCUGCCAAGCUCACGGUGGACAGGUUUGUGGAGAGCGGCAUGGUGGUCGGGCUUGGCUCCGGCCCGGCGUCCGGCCUCGCAAUCCAGUACCUCGGCACUCGCCUCCGGCGAGGGUCUCUGACUGGCAUCAUGGGAAUACCCUCGUCCACGAUCAGUGCUACUGAGGCAGAGAAAGCAGGAAUACAGGUCAGCAGCUACAAGGAAGGCACCCAAAUUGACUUUGCUUUCACUGAUGCUGAUGUAAUUGAAGAGGACACACUGACCGCUGUCAUUGGCCGUCGAAAAACGGAGAGCGGAGACCCUUCUUUCAUGGAGGAGAAGAGUAUUGUUAAAUCAGCUGGUAAACUUGCCUUCAUCAUCGGCCAUGAAAAAUAUGUGAAAGGCAUCGAAGGUUCAAUUCCAGUCUUGGUGAAAAGUGCAAAUUGGAUUGAUACUGCUGAAGAGAUCGAUGACUUGUUCCUAGGAGACGCAGAGGUAUGGAGGCGGCCAUCAAUUGGAACCGCUGAUCCAUUAGGAGGGGACUUCCCAUUGGUUACGAAGGAGGGCCAUCACGUACUCGAUGUUAUCUUCACAACUCCCAUCCUGGAUCUUGGUAAGGUAGCAGAAAGCUUGGAGAAAAUUGCUGGUGUUGUGGACCAUGGGAUAGUUUCCAGCAUUCCAUCAUAUGUAGUCGUUGCAUUGGAUGGGGAAGUGCAGUUAUUGGAUGAGAAGUCAUCGGUGGUACCAUAGUACCUUGCAAAUUCACCAAGUUUUACGGAAGUAUCUAUGGCAAAUAGGCCGAAAAUGCCACUGAGUUCAUGCGAGUGGCAGUUCUAUUUUUACCAUCUGACUCGUUCGUUUCGUGACAACCACCACACGACCAGAGAAUUUUAUAUAGCCGGAGAUCUUCAGUUACUGUGAAGAAUAAAGAAUCACGUGAUUUUUUCUAUUUCUUGUUAAAACAGCAAUGUUUGGUAUUGGUGCGUCUUCCGGUGUGCUAGUUACUACUUAAAGUUUGUAGCUGGUGCCUAUCUUUUGGCUUAUUAGAGGAAUAAGGGAAACGAUAUAUUUGCAAACGAAAAA